Messenger RNA from Nematolebias whitei (Rio pearlfish), 745 nucleotides. RefSeq names its product ubiquitin-conjugating enzyme E2Nb (gene ube2nb). The record is from RefSeq and is a predicted model, not a curated record. The transcript has 4 exons. The coding region runs from base 63 to 524 and encodes 153 amino acids. NCBI's taxonomy places the organism in Eukaryota, Metazoa, Chordata, Actinopteri, Cyprinodontiformes, Rivulidae.
UCAGUCAAUCCAACCUGAAGAGAGGGCGAGUCUACGGCUAAAAAUAUAACUGCUAACACAAGAUGGCCGGUUUGCCUCGUAGGAUUAUAAAGGAGACACAGCGGUUGAUGGCGGAGCCCGUUCCUGGGAUCACAGCUAUGCCCGACGACGGGAAUGCACGCUACUUCCACGUGGUCAUCGCAGGGCCUCAAGACUCUCCUUUUGAAGGAGGAACGUUUAAACUUGAACUAUUUCUUCCAGAAGAGUACCCCAUGGCAGCUCCCAAAGUGCGAUUCAUGACCAAAAUCUAUCACCCCAAUGUUGACAAAUUGGGAAGAAUAUGUUUAGACAUUUUGAAAGACAAGUGGUCUCCAGCCCUGCAGAUCCGUACAGUGUUGCUAUCUAUCCAGGCAUUAUUAAGUGCUCCCAACCCAGAUGAUCCCCUGGCAAACGAUGUCGCAGAGCAGUGGAAGAAGAACGAAAGCCAUGCCAUCGAGACAGCCCGAACAUGGACCAGGCUGUACGCAAGCAACACUGAAGUAUAGAAGAAGCGAGCAGAGGCGACUGAAUGUGAUCUACAAAAUGUACUCCUAUUCUGUCAACAUUUGAAUUUAACGGACACACAAGAAAAAAAAAAAAAGAAAUAAGUCCAAAUCUGUUUGAAAGAAAUGACGAGAUUUACUGUUGCAGACUUUUGGGUGACUUAUUUUCCUCUUAAAAUGCGUUAAAUGUGUGUUAGCCUUGCCGUCGUCAUCUUUUUUUUUUU